This is a messenger RNA of Leopardus geoffroyi (Geoffroy's cat), 10573 nucleotides long. RefSeq names its product APC membrane recruitment protein 2 (gene AMER2). The transcript has a single exon. The coding region runs from base 860 to 3019 and encodes 719 amino acids. The record is from RefSeq and is a predicted model, not a curated record. Gene Ontology annotation, molecular function: beta-catenin binding; phosphatidylinositol-4,5-bisphosphate binding. Gene Ontology annotation, cellular component: plasma membrane. Lineage: Eukaryota; Metazoa; Chordata; Mammalia; Carnivora; Felidae. Gene Ontology annotation, biological process: regulation of canonical Wnt signaling pathway.
UGUCCUGCGGAAUGAAAAAGAAGGCGGCAGGCCCUGGCCUCCGAGGACCACCUGUGGACCUGAGAUUCUCAAAUAGGGUGUCCCACUCUGCGCUCAUCCGCCAUGGCCCAGUGCGGGCCAGGCAGUGGCUCCCGUGGCCCGAGCCCCAGGAGCGGGAGUCUGAGAUACAAAUCUACGGCUGUCCCUAAGGACCAGUCCACGUCCCCCCUGCAGAACUGUUGCACUUUCCUUGCGGAGCGUUGCUACUUGGUAUUCGACGGAGGGCUGGCGUUUUUGCGGCCAGAAUCAGAACCGCAAUAGCGAGGAUUCCACCUCCACCUGCAGAUUUGUGCUGAGCGGCGGGCGAGCCGCAGAGGCGAACAGACGCGCUGCCUGCCUGCUGCUGCCUGGGGCCCAACCGGUAGGGCCAGACACGACAGGCUGGGGGCAAGACACACACACACACACACACACACACACACACACACACACACACACACAGACUCAUGAGGCCCGGGACAGGCGCGGAGAGGAGGAACCAUUUUGCUGGGUCGAAUUUUCGCGUUUCUUUGUCCGUGUCGGGGGCGUUCCGUGAUCCACGACCGGGCUUGCGGAAGGAGCAUCUCUAGAGGACGACCGCGAGGGCGGCGGGCAACAUUGGCCGGGAUCCGAGCGCCACCAUGACGCCUGCCGGGUGCGCAGCCGGCUCGGGGCCCCGUCGCCUGCCCCCGCCGCACACACGCGCCGCGCCGGAUCCGAAGCGGGCUGGGGAGUUAUGUAAGCCCCUGGCGGGAGGGGAGAGGGUCUUUGAUGUGUGCGUCUCUCGCGGCGGCGGCGGCGGCGGCGGCGGCGGCGGCGGCGGCUCGAGCGGCUCAGGUUGAUGCAGAACCCGAUGACAGGGGCCUGGCGCGAGCGCACGGCUGACGAAAGCGGCUUAGCCCGCUCGGUUUCCAUGGCGACGAGCGGGCGCGGCGGCGGCGGCGGCGGCGGCGGCGGCGGCGACCGCGCGUCCGCGGGGGGCUGCAGGAGGAAGGCGGCGGCCGCGGCCGGGACCCUCGCGGCAGACAUGGACUCGCACUGCGACUGUGCCGCCGAGACGCCGGCCGCCGAGCAGCCGUCGGGCAGGAUCAACAAGGCCGCGUUCAAGUUGUUCAGGAAGAGGAAAUCGGGCGGCGCGAUGCCCAGCAUUUUCGGGGUCAAAAACAAAGGGGACGCGAAAGGCUCGGGUCCGACGGGGAUGGCGAGGAGCCGGACCCACGACGGCCUGGCCGAGGUGCUGGUGCUGGAGAGCGGCAAGAAGGAGGAGCCGCGCGGCGGCGGCGGCGGGGGCGGCGGGGGUCGGCCGGGCGCGGCGGCGGCGGCGGCGGCGGCGGCGGCGGCGGGGGGCGCCCCCAGGGCGGCGGGCCCCGGCGGGGGCUCCGCGGCCCCCAGCGCCGUGGCCAAGUCGCACAGCUUCUUCUCCCUGCUGAGGAAGAACGGGCGGCCGGACAGCGGCCGGGGCGAGCCCGCGGACGCGAGCAGGGCCGGCGGCAAACAAAAGAGGGGGCUCAAGGGGCUCUUCAGCAGCAUGCGCUGGCCCAGGAAGGACAAGCGGGCCAAGGCGGAGGCCAAGGGCGAGCGCGCGGGGGCGCCGGGCGGCCUGGUCCUGCCGGGCUCGCUCACCGCCAGCCUGGAGUGCGUCAAGGAGGAGACGCCCGCGCCCGCGCCCGCGCCCGCGCGCCAGCCGGAGCAGCCGCGCGGGGACGCGCCGCCAGAGCCAGCAGCAGGUGAGCCCGGAGGGGGGCAGCCGGGGCCGGCCCCCGCCGCUCGCGCCCCCGCGCCGGACCGCCGACGGGCCCCCGGCCCCGCCGCGCCUCGGGCCGAGGGCGCCCGGGGAGAGGACGCCGCGGGGCACCGGCGCGCCGAGGAGCCCCGGGCACCCCCGGAGCCGGGCGCGGGGGAGGAGGCGCACACGGCCGAGGAUGCCUGCAGGACAGGUGACGCUCCGGCACCGCCCGUCCCCCUGCUCGACGCGGAGUGCGGCGGCCGGGCGGCGGCCGCCCCCGACCCUUCCUCUGUCGAUCCGCCCUCAGACCCGUCGGCCGAUCGUAUUUGUUUGAUGUUUUCUGACGUGACUUCACUGAAAAGCUUUGACUCUCUUACAGGCUGCGGAGAUAUUAUUGCAGACCCGGAGGACGAGGCGGGUCCCAGCUGCGACAAGCAUGCCCCCGGGCCUGGCAAGCCAGUCCUGUCUAAAAAGAACCCCGGCGUGGUGGCCUACCAGGGCGGAGGGGAGGAGAUGGCGAGCCCGGACGAGCUGGACGACACCUAUCUCCAGGAGUUCUGGGACAUGCUGUCGCAGACCGAGGACCAGGGACGAGGGCCCCAGGAGGCAGCGGCCACGGCGGCGGCGGCCACGGCGGCGGCGGCGGCGGCCCUGGACGCCCAGGUGGGGCCGGAGACCCCCAAAGACGCCAGGUGCGCAGAAGGGGCCAAGGACGUGCCGUUGGGCAAGCACCGGAGGCUCAACCGGGUUCCCAUGGAGCUCCAUCCCAAGGAGGAGCCCAAACCCCCGGAGAAGGAGCAGCAGGAGGGCGUCCCCAACAGCGACGAGGGCUACUGGGAUUCCACCACUCCGGGCCCGGAGGAGGACAGCGCCGGCGGCGGCAGCGGCAGGAAGGCGGCCAUCCCCCGGGAUAGCUACAGCGGGGACGCGCUCUACGACCUCUACUCCGAUCCGGAUGCGGGCCCGGCCGUCGUCCCCGCCAGCGAGGAGACGGCCUGCUUGUCCCGGUUAAAGCCCGUGUCCCCGGUCACCAUCACCUGCCCGCUGCGCACACCAGGCAGCCUGCUGAAGGACUCUAAAAUCCCCAUCAGCAUCAAGCACCUCGCGAACCUCCCGUCCAGCCAUCCCGUAGCGCACCAGCAACCGGUCAGGAGUGAGAUGCCCAGAACAAAAAUCCCGGUUUCCAAAGUGCUGGUCCGCAGGGUCAGCAACAGGGGCUUGGCUGGGACCACCAUCCGGGCAGCGGCGUGCCACGACACUGCCAAAAAGUUGUGAGGUCUCCGAGGCCGACGUGCAUGGACCACACGUCAAGGAAUACAACUUUCCCUGGGAACCACUGAAAUAAGCUUUGCUUCCCCCUAAACGGAGGCUCUUAGGACCGUCCCUGCUCCAGAGCCUAGACCCAGGAGGUCCCUGUGCGGCCAGCAGGGGCAGCAGGAUACAGCGUGGAGGGGGUGCUACACAUGGGAUUCUCCUCUCAAGAUAAGUUUCCUGAGAAUUAUUUUCAAGCGCUUUUAAUUUUUUUACCUUUAAAAACAAAAAAUCUUUGGUUUUCCUUUUUUUUGCUUUGAUGCGCUCAACACUUGGAAGUCACCUUUACUUGCCUUUGCAGAAAACAGGACUUAACCAAACACACCUAAGUAAGCGUCACGCCGUGAUACUUGGCCGUGCCAGGCAGGGUGCAAAGAGGGCCUGGAGGAACCACUGCCAACCCCAGGGGAGCCCCUCCUCUCCCAAGACACCUUCCUUCCUUCCUUCCUUCCUUCCUUCUUUUCCUUUUUCUUUCCAGGAAAAAAGAGAGAGAGGGAGAGAUUGAAAGAAAGAAAGAAAGAAAGAAAGAAAGAAAGAAAGAAAGAAAGAAAGAAAGAGAAAAGAAAAAAAGACCCUUCGCCGUACCACUGUGUGGGAAACACCCCCAAAGCUGAAAGGGUCUGGUCUUCACCUGAUGAGCAGAGGGGAUCAGUGAAUGGCAGAAAAUUUGCCUGCUUUCAGUUGCCUACUUUCAGUAUGCAAAUAGGUCACUAUGUACCACCAGGACCAUAAAGGAGCACUUUGGUUUGCUUGGUUGAGAUCAUUUGUUUGGGGAGAAGUAAAGAGCUCAACGGAGCAGGAUUUCUUUUUUUCUUUCUUUCUUUCUUUCUUUCUUUCUUUCUUUCUUUCUUUCUUUCUUUCUUUCUUUCUCUCUUUUUCUUUCCCACCCAGUGAAGAAAUUAGGAUCAGGGAAAGAUUUCACUAAAAUGCCAAGAGACACAGUAUUUUAGCAUUUAUAAUCUGUAACCUUUUCAGUUUAUCCAGCUGUUAACAUUUUAUAAUCUAUCAGUAACCUCGAAUUUAAAAUCUGGUUUUAUAACUAGUUAUGGUAACUGUCCCUGGACUAUUGAUGUUCUUUUCUGUACUGUAACCUAAAGCAAUUCUGUUUUUGUUUUAUAUGGGUUCUCUGGCUCUCAAUGCAGGGGUAAAAAAAAAAAAAAAAAGAAAGAAAGAAAAAAAGAAAAGUCUGUUGUGUUGACCUCCCAGAGGAAUGGUUCUGUCUUGUCUUGGGUAAGAGACUAUUUAUCAGAGAUUUUUACCUUGGUUAUAAAAAUUUUGGAUUCCACCAUUCUACAAUAUAGGGAGUCCCAAAUGAGGAACAUAUAAAGAAAAAACAAGAGAAAAACACAAUUUUUCAUGUUAGUUGACUUUUGCUUUAUGGACUUGUGAUUGGGACAGGUAUGUUCAGAAUAUGACGCUGGCAAGCAUAUGUAUCAUAAACAUUCUAUGCCAAGAUUUUUUUUUUUUUUUUGAAAAGUGGCUUCCUUAUAUGUAUGUUUCCUAUUAUUUUAGAUGAAACAUUUAUUUCAGAACAGGUUACCAUAUGCCUGGAUACUUUGAGUGAUUAACUGAAGCAGCUCCUAGAACGCUAUUAGCCUCUAAUGAUUAUGUAAUAUCCUCUGUGAAAUGCUCUUCAGUGUGUGUAAUGAAAAGACCAGAGCUCCUACUAGGAGUUGAUUCAUGGUGUCAGGACGACUAGAUAGUCUCCAGCAAAACUACAUGCAUGUGAACGGCAUAACAUUCAUACACUAUAUGAGCUAUAUAGCUCCCAUCUUCCAGAGAGAUUGCCUAAGUAAUGAACUGAUGAUACAUGUUUUUAAAGCUUGUGUUCUGUUUCAUAAAGGAAAGAAAGAGGCAAGCUAAGUAUAUGGAAACCUAUUUCAACAGUACGAAAGGAACGAAAUAAACAGACAUCAAAGGAAAACAAGUUGGAGCCAGUAGCAGAAAGCAGAUUGUUCCCAUUUUAAAUUUGCAGUGAUUCAAUUGGACGAGGUGGUAGAGAUUUGUUGAAUUUCUUUAUUAGUCAGAUUACUGGCUUUUAUUGCAUUGUGUCAGAUCCUUAAUGUCAUUUCAAAGUACUGUUUUAAUAUUUAAUUUCCUUCCAUAGAUGAGGUCCUAUAAUCAGACAUAGCCUUAAGCACUCUGAACCCACCACCAGGAAUUCAUAAAGCCACUCGCACGCACACGUGCUGAUGCACUCAACUGUGCACAAACACACACACAAAGGCAUCUACUGCACACUUGGAAAUAUUUUACACAUUCUGCCUUGAGAAAGGGAUUUAAAUUUGAUUUCACCCCGGUAGUGCUAGUUAGACUCCAGCUGCAUUCAUUCCCCCCCCAGCGAAUGUAAAGAACGUAAAUUUCUUUCCUAGCCGUAAAACAAAGGAUCUUGAUUUUCUUCUCGUGCAUUUGCUUGUGAGGGUUGUAGUCUCCUCUGUGUGAAUCCAUGACAAAAGUUCUGUUUGUUCAUUUGUUCAACUGUACAGGAAAGUUAAGUGUACCUGAAGUACUGAUGAGAAUAUUGUAACAGUAAAGGCAAUCUAUUGAUAAAUCUCUUUUAUAAGCACUGGGACAAACUAUUUUUGCUUUCACAGUUCUGGGACUCCUUUCUCCAAUUCCACCACGAUGCUGUGUCUUCUUUUAUAAGUAAAGGAAAGUGUCAGCAAAGUUUACCUUCAUUUUCUCUUGCCUGGCAAUUAACCAGUUAUGCAAGAUGUAAAAUAUUUUCUCUUUUUUUUCUUUUUUUCCCGUAUGUUUUCCAUUAAAAAAACAAAACAAAACCUCUAUAUCUUUAAGAAUUCCACCCACGCCAGUCAAAAUGAAGGAUGCAGGCAAUUAAUUAAAUGGCCUCAGUAGCUUGAUGGGAAAUCAGCACCAAUGCAGGAAGCCUGGAUCCUAACCUUGUCCACCUAUAGGCAAGGAAUCAUAGUUGCUUUUUUUGUGCCAAGGGCUACUUUCAUUCAUGUUCCUGGAGAUUGAAGAGUUGGCUUUUUUUUUUUUUUUAGCAUUUUAAUAGAUUUAUAUUCCAGUUAUUAUUAUGCGUUUCCUAAAUUGGCCAUAUUUGCUGUUUUUUUUUUUUUUUUAAUGGGAAGGAUUAAAUGUGGGCUGAUGAUACCUUUGCUAUGUUGUGUAUGAUUCUGAGAUGCUUGGUUGAUUAAGUCUGUUUAGUCAGAGAGCUGAACAAAUUAGAGAGGAGAAAGUCAAAUCAAUUGUUGGCCCUGCAUUUAUCAGUGAGUUUAAUGGCUCUGCACAAAGACAGCCUGACUUUAAUGUCUACAUCACACAAUGUGACUUGAACUACUCUGGCAUCAGUUCUAAUGGCAGUUGGAUGCUUUUAUUCUUCCAUUAGCACUGACCGGGAGAAAUUUUACUAUAGCAUUUUCGAUAAUUGCAAGAGGAAAUAGAUUUUUAUUAUUUCACCUAAUAACAACAAUGACAUAUAGGACAUUAAGGGCUUCCUUUAGAUACGUUUUCCACAAAUUAUCUGCCUAUGUAAAUACAAAACGUUUCACGUUGAUGAAUGUGACGUUUUACGGAGUUUUAAGGGUUUCUUCAUUCAUCUCAGAAGUAAGUUUUGAAGUAUUUGCACUUAAAUGAAUAAUAUUCAAAGUACCCUUUGCUUACACGGUUACCAAGGUAAAAAGGCUAUGUUAGAUAUCAAGGUUUCUUAUACGGAUCUGAGUUUUCAUUCCUUACAUCUUUGUCAGAUUAGUCUUCAGAGACUUUUUACCAUUCACUUUGUGUGCAGAGAUUAAUUAAAACAGCUUUCUCCCCGCCCUCUCCGUACCCGCCAUGUUUACUUGGUGCCCUCAGAUGGCAGUAAGGGGACACUUCUCGCGAGGGUGGAGUGUUUUGACACUUGCGUAGUGGAACACAUUUCCUGAGGGUAGUCGUUCCAGAUUUCUCCCCUGAAUGAUGACAAUCUGGCCUUGGUCCCCUGUGCUCCGUUUCUACUGAGGCGUGUUCCAAUAUAUUUGCAUAGACUUUGUGCUCAUUCUUCAGCAACUAAUCAUUCUUAAGAAACUAAUUAAAGAAUUUUAUACUCUUAAACGUAAGGAGAAAGCAUCACAGUUGCCUCCUCUCACCAGUGGCAAUGGCUGGUUUAAAGUACCCGAAUGAAGUAACAGGAGGAACCCAAAUACCCCGGCCCUACCCGUUUCCCUCCGUCCUCUCCAGGCAGCCCAAGGGAUGAACAACAUAGUUCCUAUUCGUGGAAACUCGGCCUUAGGAAUUUUUGAUUCCCCACGCACAAAUAUGCAUGACAGCUUGGGACCACACGCUAGCAUGGCCGACUGGUGACAUAUAGACCUGUGUGGGAAAGCAAGAGGCAAGCGUUUGCUUCACAGAAAGACGUGUCUGUAACAUGGUCAGGUGGUAAGUGUGGUUCCCCCUCAAGGGCGGUCAGCGUCUGGCUCUGAGCAUCUCCUGACGGCUGGCAUAAAUUGCUUCUCACAGCCUUUGCACUGUGCUGAUGAUAUAAAGGAGUCAGCUUCUUGCAAGAACAGUCCACUUCUAAGGAAUGUUUUUCUUUCACUGCAGAGAAUGCUUUCAAGGAGCGAUUCACAAUGAUAGUUUCAUGAUUACGGAAAGGAGUCCCUUCUCAAACUGAAAGAGGACAGAUUAAAAUGGCCACGAAGCCUCCGGAACUGAAACUGGGCGCAUUUUAUGAGCGAUAAGUACUUAAAUUCAAAGCAACCUGUAUUCGUGGGGCAUAUACUGUAUCGGAUACUUCAUAGAACCCCCUUCAGUUUGGAGUUCACACGUAGCCGUCCCGUGGUGGGACUUUCUUAACAGUCCCUAAAGACGUCUUUCUUUUAUCGAGGGCUAGGCAAUAUUCCUCCCCUCGUGUGCCAUCUUUCAUUCCUGCUUUUUGUUUGUUUCCAUCCCAUUCCAUCUUUACCCCUCCCCCUUCCCUUCUUCCCCUUUCUUUUCCCCUAGUGUCUGGGACAGGAAUAUAAAGUCUUCACUAACUUAGGGUGACACAAGAGCUAAAAACUACUUCGUGGCAUGACCGGCUCACUUCCAAUAGAAAAAAAAAAAAAGCCAACCCAAGCCAUAAAGCUGAAAAUUGGUUUUGCGUCUGAGACGAUGGUGCUCCCAUCACUGGCAGAGAGACGGGGCACUGUUGUGCAGUUAACGGGCAAACGCUCUGCUUUCUUUUUUUUGACGGUAUCCUCUCUUUCUCGGGUUUAACAUCAAAACUAUAGACAGAAAUCUCUUCUGUUGUCCUGGCAAUACUUCUUCCCUGUAGGAUUUCAGUCAUUCCAGGCACGUUGCACGUGGUUUUCUAUCAUCAACCCAGCCCAGGCUUGCUCUGGGUGUUCCGUGUGGUUUGUUUAAGUAGGAACUAGCUGAGCGAUCCCUCGCCUCGAUACAAUUCUGGACUUCAGAGACAAGCCCCUGGCUCUUUCAAAAGUAGCGCAUCCUACCUUCUGUCUGUGGCCAUUGAAUUCUGGCGCCUAUUUUCUGAUUCACUAAUUCAUUCAACUGAUAUUUACUGAAGACCUAGAAAGUCAGCCACCGUGAAUUCGAGGGUUGUAUAUGGAAGUAAAACAACUAACAUAUACCAUGUGUCGACUCUGUGCCGGGACGAUCCUCUGUGCAUUGUUAUCGCCACGGUCCACAAGAACCGUGCAGGGUGGGUAUUAGCUCCAUCCUGCAGAGGAAGGAAAUAAUGCGCGCAAAGGUGAGACACCUUGUCCAGAGUCGCCCAUUUCAUACGUAAUGCACAGGAUUUGAAUGAGAAACCUAACUCUAUAGCUCCUGCUUUAAUUACACAUCUUCUUUUUUAGCCAUAUGAUUCCAUUUUUGUAUAAGUCGUUUUAAGUAAGAAACUGAUCAAAGUUCUGAACUGUGAGAGCCAAACCAGAUUUUUAUAAUUGUGGAUACCAUUCAACCGAUGACUAUUCUAUUUGAGUUAAAAGUGAACUUGUUUUGGUUUUUUGGGUUUUUGGUUUUUAAUUCUUUGAUGGCUUUUAUACAUGCAAGUCUAAAAGAUCUCAGAGUCUAGCAGGUUUUUUCCUCACCUGGGCCAGUCAAAAUUGUGGACUAUAUUCCCCAGUUAUUCUCGAGUUACACACAAGCAGGUCUGCCUACAGAUUUUGUAAUCUGCUGUCUGUUUUGUCAGUAACAAAACCAAAAACCAUUUCAGUAGUGAACCCAGCGGGUUGCAAGCUGAGUUUUCUUCCACUCCGCUUCUGUUAAUACUCCUGUAUUUAGGGACAAUCCAUUUGAAAUUGUAACAUGGUCACAAUUAACAAGGUUAUUUUACUAAUCGAUGACCUGCCUACGCUUGGCGAGAUGCUUUUAAAAUGGAUUUUAGACCUCGUAUUAAUAAGAUGUAAUGAAGAGUUCGGUGACAGGUGGUCAUUCUAUUGAAUCGUCAACUGGGGUCCUUUUUGGUAACUACUCAAUAAUUGGUAGAGUAACUUUCUGCUUUGUGUGGGAAGAUAAUAUUUUUAAUAAAAUACAGCCUAGGUGACUGGCUAUCAGAGACAUAUUAAACUUUCUCAGAUACCUACCAGGAUCAUCUAAUAAGCUAAAGCAGAGAUACUAAAAAUACCUGGUCAAACCGCAUAGGGGCAUAGAGCAGACACACAGCAAAUCCUUGUGACAUGCCAUGCGAUGGCCCUAGGCAGCCUAAAGGAAUUAGUAAGCCUUCUCAGAUAUCUACACUGCAACCAUUUAUCCCCCACUGCACAGUUAUUUCUAAAGAAAGGAAGAGAAAUGCUAACAAAGUAAUAGAUGACAUUGUUACUGCUUCUAGGAUGAAGUGAACUGAAUGCGAAGGAUCCGAGAGUGGCCGUUCUAUCAAGAACGUCAGGGAAAAUGGUUUUGACGCUAUAGGCAAAGUAAAUUUUUGUCAUUUUUACUUGACUCCAGCUCUCUGCCGGGCUCAGUGCUAACUUCAGGUUUUGACCAAGUUAUUUAUAUGAAAUAUCUCAGUGUACCAUAGGGAAUUGCAGGUUCUUUGAAAAUAAUGACAAAGAAGACCCAAAUGAGAAAUUCCAUCUCUAUAAUUAGUUUUCCUGAAAGUCAGGCAUGUCUUUGAGGACAAGCUUUUGGCUGUAUUAUUUUUGUGCACAGGAGGAAAAUGGUUAGUAGGUUUAUAGAUAUUAUUUUUAUAAUAGAAUCUUAAGUCCCCCCCAAAACAUCAAAAAUUGUCUUCUAGAACUACUCUAUGUUUUUAAAACUUGUUUUACAAGAGGAUUCCAGAUAGCAAUAGGAUCUUUUCUCCUUCCUCCAAUGACUUAAUGGGAUAAAUGAACCAAUGUUUAUAUUUUUAAGCCUGUAAAUAUUUUAUUUUGGGUAUUUUGUAUAUUUGUUGAUAUAAUUCCAUUUUGUGCAUAUGUAUCAUUGUGCAUGUUGCUGUUUUUGAUAGCCACUCUUUUAAUGAAUGUAAGAAGCUUGAGCUAAUAGCACUUUUCUUGUUUCAUUCAAACAUCUUAAAAUGAAAAUACAACACUGCCAUUUUAACUGUUGUGUUCAAUUCAGCCAAUAAAUUUUGUUGCUCCUUUA